This is a messenger RNA of Punica granatum (pomegranate), 886 nucleotides long. Lineage: Eukaryota; Viridiplantae; Streptophyta; Magnoliopsida; Myrtales; Lythraceae. The record is from RefSeq and is a predicted model, not a curated record.
UCUAUAUUCUCCUCAUCUCCUUCCAUCAUUCCCCAUAGUUGCAUUCUAAAUAUUUAGGGAAGAAAGUCAAUUCAUUAGGAGCAAAGUAAAGAAAAAUGGCUCAUGUAGUCCACGGAAGGAUGGAGAUUGAUGUUGGAAUCAGAUCUUCAACAGACAAGUUCCACAAACUGUUCAGCUGCAGGCCUCAACACAUCCCGAAAAUGUCCUCUCCGAAGUUAGAAGAUUGCAAGUUGCAUGAAGGCAACUGGGGAAAGGUCGGCUCUGUAAUCUCUUGGCAUUAUGUCGAAGAUGGAGAGAGGAAGGCUGCGAAGGAGAAAAUCGAGGCCAUAGAUGAUGAGAAGAGUUCCACCACCUUCAGAGUGGUCGACGGUGAUCUGAUGAAACUGUAUAAGAAGUUCAUCCUGAUCUUUCAGGCCACUCCGAAGAAGGAGGGGACUGGGAGCGUCGCGCGCUGGACACUGGAGUACGAGAAGCUGAGUGAGGAGGUCCCCGAACCCUAUGCUACACUCGAGUUCUGCGCUCAAGUCACCAAGGACAUUGACUCUCACCUGACAUCUGCAGUUGGGGCCUAAGGAAAUCUACUAGGUAUCUAGUGUUGCAUGUACGUUUCUGCAUGCUUGAUUGCUAUUGUGUGCGGUCUGUGCUAAAUAUGGAAUUUGAGAAUGGGGGUGUAGUACGCCCUUGCCUAGGAAUUAAGCUGUUACAGGUUCAAUCGUCUAGUAUGACCACUUCUCUCUUUAUUUAUUUUCAUUUCCUUAUAUCAGACCCUUGAAUUACCUUUGUAACCUAAAAAAAGAAGAAGAAAGGGUUGAUGGUGUACGUUACCGUGGGUGAAACAUGUACCGGGUUGCACUUUCUUAAGCCAUAUGCGUACCGUUUUCAUUGC